UUGGUCACCCGCGUCUUCCCGCGCUUCGAGCAGUUGCGUUGCUUUUACUUCAUUGGCUGCAUGUGGUUUUUCUUCUUUGCUCUGAUUGGUUGUGGUGACUUCUUUUGUUUUGGUUUUACGACAGCUUAUUGACAUGCGCUAUAACAAGGCGUACAUCAACAAUAUUGGAUCAUUUGCAUUUCGUUCAAACGUCGCUGCCUAUAAUGGCUUAACUGUAAUGAGCUUAUUUGUAUUGUAACUAGUUAAUAUCAGUCUUAACGCCCGCAGAUCGAGUUUAUUCAAACAAAACACUAAAUCACAUUUUCACUUUAUCGCAUAAUCUGCUCUUGGCGUCAAAUAGAAGUGUUUUUACACUGAAUUUAAAAUGCAUGAGGUGAUGUUUUAUAUACUGCUAACAAUGGAAACGAACAACUCCAUAAACAGUCUAUUAUUUAAGAAGGACUUUACACUUCAGAAUAUUACGUCAUGUAACGGUUACGCUUUGCUUCAGCGGAAGCGCUUUCAGCUACAAUAACACUUCACUGAAUUUGCUACUAAUUUAUUUUUCGAAUGGCAAGAUAUGACAGUCUUACAGUCUAGUUUUAAUUAAAAGUAUUCUAUGCAUUGUCUCUAAGGCUUCCUGGCGUAUUCUCUACAAAGAAAUUGGCAACCGGAAUAUAACACCUUUUUCAUUUUGCGUACAGCUUUCCGUGUUCGUUCUCAAAUACAACCACUUUGCGAUGGCACUCAAAUGAUUAAAAAAAGCAAAUGGAAAACCGGAGAAACAAAACAAAACAGAAGGGUUUUAUGCACGACAUAGAAAUAUUUGUGUUACAAUAACAAUGAUUAAACGGAAAGAAAACGUUAAGGGGUUGCGUGGUAUUAACAUUAUUUUGUGAGCUGUUCUUUACUUUUCAAGCAAUAAUUUUGUGAACUUAGCUUGAAUGUAAGCUAUUUCAGAGACGGAAAUAUAAAAUAUUAACGGAGUGUUUCAGUUUCCAUAACGAUGAUUUAUUUAGCCAGCGUUGGCUAGCAGGUGUUUAUUGAGCUAAAUUGAUGCAUGGAAAUUACCAAAAUGAAAAUUGUUUUACAUUUAUUUUUGCCUUUGUUCCUUUGUUACCUGUGAUUCGUCAGUUGCAAAUAGGUUUCUUGUCAGGUCGGAGCACUGAAGCUUAAACUAGGAGGAAAAAAAAGGGCGAACUGAUUAGAAAUCUUUUGGAAGGAGGUUAUUUAGCCUGCUAAGAUGUUAAACGGGAAAACAACUGCUGCUGAAAAGGACGGAACUGUAAAAGUUGUUGUUCAGAUGAUCUUGUUUACCUUUAUUAUAAUUGCUACAUUUGUAGGCAACGGUUUAAUCUGUAUUUCUGUGGUGAAAUUCCGCCAUCUGAGAACAAACACGAAUUUCAUCUUGCUUAGCUUAGCGCUGACUGAUUUGACAAUGGUAACAAUAAUGAUUCUUAACGCUACAACCACCGCCAUCGGAAAGUGGAUUUUUGGCGAGUUUUGCUGUCGUGCGAUCGCCUCUGUUGGUCUCACGUUGUCGUUUAUUUCAAUUCUUCAUAUGUGUUUGCUGAGCGUUGAUCGCUAUAUCGCCAUCCAGAAACCACUUCGUUAUCAAUUUAUAGUUACAAGAAGAAGAGUGCUAACAAUUUUGUUGCUAAUUUGGAUGUCAGUGAGUGUCACUCUGAACAUACCACUAGCUGACUUCGAGUUCCGCGCAGACACUUAUGGGUGCACAAGUGACUCCAACCGUGACUCCAGUGAAGAUUCCGUGUAUAUUUUCUUCCUUGUGGGACUAUUUAUCAUUUUUCCAUUUGGAAUAAUUUUCUUCUCCAACGUUGUUGUCUUUAAAACCGCCUUCACACAAGCAAGGCAGCUGAGCAGAGUUGAACGAAGCCUGCGCGAAUCAUCCGCAAACAUGUGUGAAGAAAGCGAGCCACAACACUCAACGAGAACUGUCGAAACACACUCUUUGAAGCGGGAAAUAAAAUCAGCCGGGACUUUCGCCUUGGUUGUUGGAAUAUUUCUGCUCUGUUAUACGCCAUUUUACACGGCUGGAACAUACAGAAAAAUUGCUGGACCUCUGAAGGUUCCUCGUAAUGUGCUAGUAACGACAAUGUGGGUUGGGUUUGCCAAUUCGUUUUGCAACCCAAUUGUCUAUGGAUUGAGGUAUUCACCAUUUCGGAAGGCCUUCAAAAAAUUAUGCCCCUUAAAAUCAAAAGGGAAUAGGAAAAGAAAUUACAGUUAUAAUUCUUCAAGUGAUCGGCGCGAUCGAUUUGGAACGGUUUUGUCAACUAGUUCUGCUCUGUAAUUUUAAAUUCUCUGUCGAGUCGUAAAAUAGCUGUUUUUCUCUUUUUUAAGGUUCGAUUUAGAUCUCGCAUUUUCUCAAGUAGCAGGUGCAAGGUCAGAAUUUGUUUCGUUUAUUAGCAAGUCUCAAGUUGACAACGUCAAAAUGAAAACGAAACUAUUUUAUCUACAAUGACAAAACGUUAAGCUGGUAGAGUAGGAAGUAACAGGCUUGUAUCUUGUACACAAAAAAUCGUUUCUUGUACCUUGAAUUUAAAAGAGCUAACAGCAUAUAAUUUCAUUGUAAAAUUGAUAUUCUGUACGUAUUAAUUUAGUUUGUAAAAUGUAGAUCGGUUGCGGUCUCAGAUUAAGAAAGAUUAUUGCCAAGUAAUUUGAAUUUGAAUCAAUGGGAAAUGUAUUUAUUCUAAGCUUCUUACAUCUGACAGCUGUUUCAUCGUCAACUCUUAUUACAGUGCUGACAAAAUGCCGUUUUUUACAGUUUAUUUAUUUGAUACUGGGCGGUCAGUCUGACCACGUAGCGUUAAGGGAAAUUUUUCCUGGAAAAACUCAAGCAAGCUGAAUAAAGUUAUAAACGAGGAGACGGCUUUUAAGUUCGUCACAGCAUGGGAAGAAUCAUAUGACGUCAUUACAAGACAGCUGAGCAUCAGACAAUAUACAUUCAUGAAAAAAGGGUCGCUAUUCAAGUGGAAAACAGCACGGAGCUGAAUAUAUUUUAUCAGUUCAAGCUGUGAAAGUGCAUUUACUGAAAACAUUCAUUGAAGAAUUACUCAAAAAGUAAAUGAUUUUCAUGUAUGUUUUCAAUUCACGAAAGUCAAUUUGCAUAAUUAUUUGGGCGAAAACUAUUCAAUGGAAACUAACUUAUGAGCAAAUUAUUAUUUUUCUGAGUUUCAAUGCCUCGCGUUUAAUAAUUGAUAUUCUGAAAUGGGAGUGAAAUGGGGAAAAGACAUGCUAAGCUAUGGUGGAUAAAAAAAAAUUUUCUAUAAUCCUUGUGGUCGCAAGCCAUCUGAUUUUAGAACUCUUUCGAUCGUAAAAUUACCGAGCAAAAAAUUGUUUUGGUAAGAAAUAAUUUAAAACAUAAAUUUAAUUAUUAACGAGUUGACGAUUUCUGAAUUCAGCUAACGACCUUUUGUUGACAUUGCAAGAUAAUUAUCUCAAUCAAACAGAAUGUGUGAACAUC
This is a messenger RNA of Pocillopora damicornis (cauliflower coral), 3463 nucleotides long. Its product is annotated as alpha-1B adrenergic receptor. Gene Ontology annotation, molecular function: G protein-coupled receptor activity. The record is from RefSeq and is a predicted model, not a curated record. Gene Ontology annotation, cellular component: membrane. Gene Ontology annotation, biological process: G protein-coupled receptor signaling pathway. Lineage: Eukaryota; Metazoa; Cnidaria; Anthozoa; Scleractinia; Pocilloporidae.